Phasianus colchicus (ring-necked pheasant) is the source of this 3033-nucleotide messenger RNA. It is a transcript of the gene ALPL, whose product is annotated as alkaline phosphatase, biomineralization associated. Gene Ontology annotation, cellular component: plasma membrane. Lineage: Eukaryota; Metazoa; Chordata; Aves; Galliformes; Phasianidae. Gene Ontology annotation, biological process: dephosphorylation. Gene Ontology annotation, molecular function: alkaline phosphatase activity. The record is from RefSeq and is a predicted model, not a curated record.
CCCCACCGCCCCAUCAUCACCCCCACGAGGGUUCCACGAGGGUUCACCCGGGGACUGCCCUAAAGGGGCUGUAAGGGAGCGGGGCCGAGCACAACCACAAAGCGGACCCCGGGGACUCCACACCCCCAACCCAGCCGGUCCCGCCGAGCCUCCCCAGUGCUCCCAGUCCUCCCAGUAAGACCCGGCAGAGGGCACCAGUAAGCCCAGUUUGCUGCCUCCCACCCCCCCGUGCCGGCAGCGGGUGGAGGAAGGGGAGGAGGAGGAGGAGGCGAGGGCCGGAGCCGGGCCGGGGGGAUUUAAGGCCGCUGCCCCCCCCCGCCUCCUCCGCUCCGCGCCCGGAGGGACCCGCGACUGCGCCCAACUUUGUGCGGGCCGCCCCGUGUGGCUUUCUCCUGUCCAUUCCCCAAGAGGAGCACUGAAGGGCAUAAUGAAGGCUUUCCUCCUCACCCUCCUGGCCCAACUCUGCUCGGCAUCGCUGGUUCCCGAGAGAGAGAAGGACCCCGAGUACUGGAGGCAGCAGGCACAGGAGACGCUGCGGGAUGCACUGAGGCUGCAGCACCUCAACCAGAAUGUGGCCAAGAACCUCAUCCUCUUCCUGGGCGACGGUAUGGGUGUCUCCACCGUGACGGCCGCACGCAUCCUCAAGGGCCAGCUGCAGCACCGCAAGGGCGAGGAGAGCCUGCUGGAGAUGGACAAGUUCCCAUAUGUUGCCCUGGCCAAGACCUACAAUACCAAUGCACAGGUGCCUGACAGCGCAGGCACAGCCACCGCCUACCUCUGUGGUGUCAAAGCCAACGAGGGGACAGUGGGUGUCAGCGCCAGUGUCACCCGUGACCGCUGCAACACCACCAAGGGCCAGGAGGUGACCUCCAUCCUCCGCUGGGCUAAGGAUGAAGGCAAGGCGGUGGGCAUUGUCACCACCACCCGGGUGACCCACGCGACGCCCAGUGCUGCCUACGCGCACUCGGCCAACCGUGACUGGUACUCGGAUGGAGAGAUGCCCCUGGAUGCACUGGAGGGCGGCUGCAAAGACAUCGCCCGGCAGCUGGUGGAGAACAUCCCUGACAUAGAGGUGAUCCUGGGGGGUGGGCGCAAGUACAUGUUCCCCAGGAACACCAGCGACGUGGAGUACCCGCAGGAGGAGCGGCACCGCGGCACCCGUCUGGAUGGCAAGGACCUGGUGCAGGCGUGGCACGACACCAAGCCUGCGGGGAAGGUCGCCAAGUACGUGUGGCACCGGAGGGAGCUGCUGGCACUGAACCUCAGCCGCGUUGACUUCCUCCUGGGUCUCUUUGAGCCGGGGGAUAUGGUGUACGAGUUGGACAGGAACAACGAGACCGACCCGUCGCUCAGUGAGAUGGUGGCCGUGGCCAUAAGGAUGCUGCAGAAAAACCCGCGGGGCUUCUUCCUGCUGGUGGAAGGCGGCCGCAUCGACCACGGGCACCAUGAGGGGAAAGCCAAGCAGGCGCUGCACGAGGCGGUGGAGCUGGACCGCGCCGUGGGGCUGGCGGGGCGCCUCACCUCCCCGCACGACACGCUCAGCGUCGUCACCGCCGACCACUCGCACGUCUUCACCUUCGGCGGUUACACUCCGCGAGGGAACCCCAUUUUUGGGCUGGCCCCGAUGCAGAGCGACGUGGACCGCAAACCCUUCACCUCCAUCCUGUACGGCAACGGCCCCGGCUAUAAGAUCGUGGGGGGCGAACGCGAGAACGUCUCCGCCGUGGAUUUCGCUCACGCCAACUACCAGGCGCAGGCGGCCGUCCCGCUGCGGCAGGAGACGCACGGCGGUGAGGACGUGGCGGUGUUCGCCCGCGGCCCCAUGGCGCAUCUCCUGCACGGCGUGCACGAACAGAACUACAUCCCCCACGCCAUGGCCUACGCCGCCUGCAUCGGCACCAACCGCGCGCACUGCAGCUCCGCCGCCCGCCCCGCCGCCACCGCCUCGCUCCUGCCCGUCCUCCUCCUCCUCCUCCUCCUCCUCUGCUAAAGCGAAGCGGCUUUGGGGAGGGGGAAGUGAGGGGGGGGGGUGAUGGAGAGGAGUGGUUUUCUUUUUAGGGGGGGGAAGAGCGAAAAGAAAGACUUCGGCGCAGCAAAGCAAAGCAGCGCCGGCGGUUUCGGUGCCGCCGCGGCGCGCUGGGCCGUGCCCCUGUAAAUACACCCUUCCUCCCCUGUCAUUAGAGUCCUGGACCCGCUGUGGGAUUUGGGCUUGGGGCUGCGGCCAAAACCCUCCUAAAGUGUAGCCGGGGGGGUGGACGAGGGGGGAGGUUCGGCUGAGACCAGACGCCGGUGCCCAACUCAUUGCAUGUGUGGACAUCCGUAGGGCUUUUGCUCCUUGAGCUCUGGAACGGUUUUGGGGCUCAGCACUGCACGGAGAGGAGAGCGGGGGGGGGAGGAGUUGGCCGCUCACCGCCUCCUUAGGGGCUGGGAAAGGGCAACCGCGGGCCGGGGGGGACAGAGGGAGAGGAGAUGGGGUGAUAUGGGGGUGGGGUGCAGCCAGAGAGGGGCUCCAGGCGUGCAAAGGGUGCCGUGAGUGUGCAAAGGGUGUACACGUGGGGAUGCGUGCAUGCAAUGGAAGCAGCGGUGCACUGGGGGUGCAAAGGGUGGGCAGCAGUGCUGUGGGGGUGCAAACGGUGUUGUGGUGUGUAAUGUGUAGGGAUGCGUGCAUGUGGUGGGUCCUGGAGGGGGGGGGACAGCCCCGUGGGUGUGCAUGUGGGGCUCUGCACGUCGCUGCCCUGGGUGAGCCAUUGCUGCCACGCGUGCACGUGCAAAUGGAGCCUUGCAUGUGCAAACACAGCCGUGUGUGUGCCAGCUCAGCCCUGCAAACCUGGGUGAGCAAGUGCUGCCUUGCACGAUGUGCAAAUGCCACCAUGUGUGUGCAACGUCACCCAGCACCACGCUGCAGCUGCACACAGUGCCACACAGAUGCACCCCGAAAGCACCGUGAGCCCCCCAUGCUAGCCCCAUUAUUUAUUCCCCCCUCCCUGGACCCCCCCCAUUCCCUAUAAAUAAACCUUUGCUUCGUUUUUCCUA